This is a messenger RNA of Penicillium arizonense, 225 nucleotides long. RefSeq names its product DASH complex subunit DAD4. The record is from RefSeq and is a predicted model, not a curated record. The coding region runs from base 1 to 225 and encodes 74 amino acids. Lineage: Eukaryota; Fungi; Ascomycota; Eurotiomycetes; Eurotiales; Aspergillaceae. The transcript has 5 exons. Gene Ontology annotation, biological process: attachment of spindle microtubules to kinetochore. Gene Ontology annotation, cellular component: mitotic spindle; DASH complex.
AUGUACACGGAGAGUCCCCACGAGCACCAGCAGACCGUUCUGCUUUCUCGUAUCAUCACCAACGUUGAGAAACUCAAUGAAUCCGUUAUGGUCAUGAACAAAGCGCUUCAGGAAGUGAACAUCCAGAAUAUGAACGUCGAGCUUGUCGCGCAGAUGUUCAAAAACUACCAGUCUAAUGUUCUCUUCCAUUUAGAAGCCACGGAGAACCUCAAAGACCCCUCGUGA